GCAUACAGAUUCUCGAUAUCGUGGCCAAGAAUUUUUCCAAAUGGAACAGGAGAACCCAACUCAGAAGGAAUAAACUACUACAACAGCCUUAUAGAUGCUUUGCUGGAAAAAGGGAUCAAGCCUUUUGUAACACUAUAUCACUGGGAUCUUCCACAAGUGCUUGAAGACAGAUAUGAAGGAUGGUUGAGCACACAGAUAGUAAAAGACUUUGAACAUUAUGCCUUCACCUGCUUCCAAACUUUUGGAGAUAGAGUGAAGCACUGGAUCACCUUCAACGAGCCUCAUAAUACCGCUCUCCAAGGUUAUGACUUAGGCAUACAAGCUCCUGGGAGAUGUUCGAUUCUUGGUCAUUUGUUUUGUAAGAAAGGGAAUUCAUCUGCAGAGCCAUACAUUGUUGCUCACAACAUCCUUCUCUCUCAUGCUGCUGCUUAUCAUAGUUACCAGCAAUUUUUCAAGGAGAGACAAGGAGGUCAAGUAGGAAUUGCACUGGAUGUCAAAUGGUACGAACCUGCAUCUGAUAAUGAUGAGGACAUAGAUGCAGCACAUAGAGCAAUCGACUUCUCAUUAGGAUGGUUCCUUGAUCCACUAUUUUUUGGCAAAUAUCCUCUUUCAAUGAAGAAGCUUGUGGGUCAGAGAUUACCAGAGAUUUCACAGGCAAUCUCAAAAUUCCUGGUUGGAUCUUUGGACUUUGUUGGCAUAAACCACUACACCACACUAUAUGCUCGAAAUGACAGGAAUCGGAUUCGAAAGUUCAUAAUGCAGGAUGCUAUAUCUGAUGCUGCAGUCAUUAUAACCCCAUAUAAAGAAGGAGUGGCAAUCGGAGAAAGAGCAGCUUCCCGCUGGUUACGCAUAGUCCCAUGGGGCAUCCGAAAGUUGGCUAGACAUCUGAAAGAUAAGUACCAGAACCCUCCAGUGAUAAUUGCAGAAAAUGGUAUGGAUGAUCCAAAUAAACCUUUCAUACCUUUAGAAAAGGCUUUAAAGGAUGAAAAGAGGAUAAGAUUCCACAGGGACUAUCUCUCGAACCUAUCUGCUGCUAUAAGGUAAUAACAACUCCCCACUUUGAUAGCUUGGUGUAUUUUCCUGGGUUGCUGCAGGCUUGGAUUGGGAUGAUGGAAAAUGAGACCCCAAUGCCU
This is a messenger RNA of Prunus avium (sweet cherry), 1133 nucleotides long. The record is from RefSeq and is a predicted model, not a curated record. Lineage: Eukaryota; Viridiplantae; Streptophyta; Magnoliopsida; Rosales; Rosaceae.